Aricia agestis (brown argus) is the source of this 922-nucleotide messenger RNA. RefSeq lists its product as uncharacterized. Bases 126 to 902 code for a protein of 258 amino acids. NCBI's taxonomy places the organism in Eukaryota, Metazoa, Arthropoda, Insecta, Lepidoptera, Lycaenidae. The record is from RefSeq and is a predicted model, not a curated record. The transcript has 6 exons.
GGACAGUGAUAUCAGGAAUAUUCUGAAUAAUGUGAUUAAAAUUUAUUGUACACCAACCCAAUUAGGUUCGAUAGAAAAUUGAUACGUUAAGAGUACGAUUACACUUUAUAUUUAAAAUAUACAAAAUGGAUCACUAUUUAACGACUUACAAAAAGGACUACCUGUGGUCAACGCCAAAUGUAUUCCAAAGACCAAAAGCAAUCCAAAGCAUUGGGUCUCCGAGAAUAUCUGACAAAGUUGACGAGAUUGAUCGCCACAGUUUCCAAAAUCGAGUCAGUAGACCUUCAGGAUGUAUGUGUCCUCUGUAUGGAGGAGUGGGAGGAACACCACAAGAACUUGCGACCGGCGCGGAAUCGGGCUGGAGCCGUAAUGAGAUCAUGGGACCUCUGUUAGAUCCAAAAAUAUUUCCAUUAAAAGUGGGUGCCAGUCCAGAAACACCCUCGUCACGUUAUAAUCAACCGAAUGCCUUCUUGGAUAAGUUGCAAAAGAAGUAUCCAAUGCUGUACGACAUCUUGCAAACCGAACCGACGUCGGAGUUGAAGCAGCGUGUGAACCGCGACCGCAACAAAACGUCGUACAUGAUCGACUAUUGUGAAACUGGUCCAGCAGCGCAGUUCGCGGCUUUACAGCGUGCCGCCGACGUGAGCGGCACGGGCCCUUGUUCUCAACCGAUGCGGCUCCCGGGCGACCCCUGCAAAGUGCGACCCGCACCCAAGAGGGUCACCCCCAAAACCAUCUCCAAGCAGGGCGCCAGUAACCAGGCUAUGGAAACUAGAUCAAAAAUUGAAACUACUACGGUAAUACCGCCAUUAGGAAAGACAGAAUAUCAAGAUGGCGUGUCCAAAUUAGGAGGAAUUAUAAUGCGGGAUAAAUUGCACAGAACUAAAAUAAAAAAUAAAUAAAAUACCACCUGCUCGAACAA